Messenger RNA from Alternaria atra, 759 nucleotides. RefSeq lists its product as uncharacterized. The coding region runs from base 1 to 759 and encodes 252 amino acids. The record is from RefSeq and is a predicted model, not a curated record. NCBI's taxonomy places the organism in Eukaryota, Fungi, Ascomycota, Dothideomycetes, Pleosporales, Pleosporaceae. The transcript has a single exon.
AUGGCCGCAAACAAGAAAGUCCUCAUCGUCCUUUCCGACGCAUCUUCGUUUCCUCUCUACAACACGGGUAGUGAUGGAAAGACCGUCUCUCAAGACUCUGGUUACUUCCUUAUGGAGCUAGCAAAGCCUCUUCAGAAGAUUCUCGACGCCGGCUACGAAGUCACAUUCGCCUCACCAGAGGGCAAGGAACCCACACCCGACCCACUCAGCGUAUCUCUCGCUGCUUUCGCCGGAAACUACUAUGAGAAGCAAAGAGAGCUGGAUCUGAUCGAGCGUAUGAAGAAGGAGAAUGGCUUUUCGCGACCGAAGAAGUUUUCCGAGAUCAGCGAUGAUGAAUUGAAGAACUACAGCGGUGUCUUCAUCCCCGGUGGUCAUGCUCCCUUGUCCGACCUGGGUGACAACCCCGAGCUAGGCCGUAUACUCACACACUUCCACACUUCAUCAAAGCCGACGGCCGCAAUCUGUCACGGACCCUGGGCCUUCCUUUCUACCAAGUACGGGCCUAGCAAGAAGUUUGAGUACUCUGGCUACAAGAUGACGAGCUGGUCGGAUGCCGAGGAGAAACUUAUGGAGACUGUUUUCAGGGGCGAAAUUGACAAGGUGGAGGGUACGUUGAGGCAAGAGGGGGCGGAUAUGCAGGAGGGCAUCGCCAAAUCCAUGGGAAGCAUCACCGUAGACAGGGAGCUUGUUACUGGGGACAACCCGAUGGCGGCGAAUGCGCUUGGAGACAAGUUUUUGGAGAUGUUGGCUGCUAAAUAG